Messenger RNA from Helianthus annuus (common sunflower), 429 nucleotides. Its product is annotated as eukaryotic initiation factor 4A-6-like. Gene Ontology annotation, molecular function: RNA binding; RNA helicase activity. Bases 1 to 429 code for a protein of 142 amino acids. The transcript has 5 exons. The record is from RefSeq and is a predicted model, not a curated record. Lineage: Eukaryota; Viridiplantae; Streptophyta; Magnoliopsida; Asterales; Asteraceae.
AUGGCUGACCAGCAGAUGAUUUACUUCCAUAACAAGCUUGUUGUUGAACAUGAGUCCCUUCGUUCUGAUUACAUCAAGGCGUUUGCUCUUGAUAAGGCUGAUGAAAUGCUUUCAAUGGGAUUCAAGGAUCAGAUCUAUGAUAUCUUCCGGUUGUUGCCAUCAAAGGUUCAUGUUGAUGUGUUCUCCGCAGCAAACCAAGUUAGGAUUCUUGUGAAGCGUGAUAAACUCACUUUGGAAGGUAUUAAAAAGUUCUAUUUGAAUGUGGAGAAAGAAGACUGGAAGUAUGAAACACUCUGUAGCCUUUUCGAGACGUUUAUGAUUUACAGAGGGAAAAUGGUGAAAACGGAGGCUGGGUACAAAAGUGGUUUUGGGAAAAAGAGUCCGGCACAGAUCAUAACUGAUUCUGGCCUCAUCAUUGCAGAGAAUUAA